Molecule: messenger RNA, 1810 nt
Organism: Drosophila arizonae
Lineage: Eukaryota; Metazoa; Arthropoda; Insecta; Diptera; Drosophilidae
Gene: Crag
Product: DENN domain-containing protein Crag
Biological process (GO): regulation of Rab protein signal transduction
Cellular component (GO): cytoplasmic vesicle
Molecular function (GO): protein binding
Source: RefSeq, a predicted model, not a curated record
AAACUCUCUGAAUCGCUCCAAUUCGGUUCUGUGCAACGUUUUGUAUUUGUUGUUGUUUUUUUUUUUUUUUACUGUAGACGUUAUUCACCCGCACGAUUGUCCCUUAAGAAAGACUUGAAAUUGCCCGCCAAUAUUAUAGAAAAUAUAUCAAGCAUAAGCCCCAGCCUGACGAGCAAGAAGUCCAACGAGCUGAUCCAGGGCAGCCUGAGCAGCAUUAAGUACGCGGCCAACUCGCUGACGCGCAAGUUCGAUGAGAUCAAGGGCGCCAUAUCGGCCAACUCGACGCCGGUGAAGACGAACAAUGGGCACCAGCAUGCCCAUCAUCAUCACCACCACCACCACCAUCACCAUCAUCUGCAGCACCACCACCAUCAUCAUCCCCAUCAGCAGGAGGCGUUUGCGGGCGGCGAGGACCAUGACGGCGCUGGCGGUGCCGACGAGGGCAAGUUGAGGCGUGUCUCCAGCGACCUGGAUCCGUGGGGCAGGCUCAGCGAGUCGCGCAAGUCGAGCUACAACAAUCUGGUGCCCCUGGGCGAGAACAGCUCCAAUGCGGCAUUGCACCUGCACUCGCUGCCCGUGCUGCCCGACAAUCUCUACAGCACCCCAGCGGAGAGCAACGGCGAUCCUGACUGCGAUGUGCUGAUACAGCUGACGACCUGCUCCCAGUGCCACAACUGCUCGGUGCUGGUCUACGACGAGGAGAUCAUGAGCGGCUGGUCGGCGGAGGACUCCAACCUGAACACCACGUGCCAUGCGUGCAACAAGCUGACCGUGCCCUUCCUCAGCGUUCAGAUCACGCGCCUGGCGUCCGCCGCCGACGCCGAGAGCAACGGCGAGCGCGUGGCUGCGGACAAGAGCAGCCUGACGGUGCCAUAUCUGAAUCCGCUGGUGCUGCGCAAGGAGCUGGAGAACAUACUCACCCAGGAGGGCGACCUGUCGCUCAUCAAGCCCACGUUCGUCGAGGAGCACCCGAUCAUCUACUGGAAUCUGCUGUGGCUCAUGGAGCGCAUCGAGGGCAAGACCCACCUGCCCGAGCUGUGUCUGCCGCCAACGAGCGAUGAGGAGCAGCUGGAUCCACUGACCAAGGUCAAGACCGUACACAUACAGUGCCUAUGGGAUAACCUAAGCUUGCACAGCGAGACCAGCGGAUCGCCCAUGUACAUUCUCUAUCGACAGACGCAGCCGGCCAGUCCGUUGAUAAAGGCGCUGCUGACCGAUCAGGCGCAGCUCAGCAUGAAUGUCAUUCAGCAAAUCCUCUCGGCGAUUCGCUGCAACGAUCUGGCAACGCCGCUGAAGCGCCUGGCCAACGAACGGCACAAGCUGAAGAGCAGCGGCGUGGAGCGUUCGCACUCGUUCUACCGGGACAUACUCUUUCUGGCGCUGACGGCCAUCGGCCGGGCCAACGUCGACAUGGCCACCUUCCAUCGCGAAUAUGCGGCCGUGUUCGACAAGCUGACGGAGCGCGAGUGCAAUAUGUAUUAUCGCAACCAGGAUCUGCCGCCGUCGGCGUCCACGAUCUUCUGUCGGGCGUACUUCAAGCCGCUGCUGCUGCCCUGACGUGCGGCCGACGAUGUGGACCCUGUGGACCAUGUGGACGGUGCGGACGGUGCGGACGACGAGCAACAGCUGAGGAUCAACGGAUGCGACGACACGAAUGCGACACCCUAAAAGACAUGACGACCAAAAAGAAAACAAAGCAACCAGAAAACGCUUAACCUAACCACAUCAAUGGACAACAACAAGAAAUUCGAAAACCUAAUUUGACUUGUAAAUGACUUGAACGUAAAUCUUAAGUACUUAAUGUUUAUUA